Molecule: messenger RNA, 1443 nt
Organism: Trichoderma citrinoviride
Lineage: Eukaryota; Fungi; Ascomycota; Sordariomycetes; Hypocreales; Hypocreaceae
Exons: 2
Coding region: 1-1443 (480 amino acids)
Source: RefSeq, a predicted model, not a curated record
AUGCCUCCAGGUGCCGAGGAGCAGGAGCUCUACUACUAUGGGCUCCCGUCCUGUCCAAAGCUCGUUGCUCGCACGAGCAGCAAUGUCUGGGUGAAUCCGCAGAUGCCUGGGCCUACCACUUUUACAGGCACUCUGAACAUGUAUCGGAAAAUGCUCCGACCCGCUGGAAGGCACCCUCUGCUCAACCAGCUUUGGAACGAUGCGACCUCUUCUCUGAGGGUCCAGAUCACGGACGCGGUCAGCGACAUCGAUUGGCAUGCCAUUGACAUCCUGCGGGUUGGUUAUGUUCACGAACAAUCUCCCAUCACGCUCAUGGUGGCUGUUACGCCAGACACUGUUUCCUGGAACCAAGCGUAUCCUGUUGCAGUGCGAUGCAAGUCUAUUCUGGAGCAGCACGGUAUCCAUGGCAUCGAGUGCGAAGUUCGCGAGUCCGUUGUUGCCUUUCUCACCGAGCCUGAUGAGAAAAAAGCAACCUUCCAGCUCUCAUCAAAGUUUCCAGAACUAUUUACAGCUGAACAUGAAGAUGGAGUAGAGCACGCUCAGCUCACCGACCACCUUGGAACUCGAAUUGCGAUCAAAGAUAUGCCUAACCAUGGCGUGGAGGCAUACCGUCGCCCGGAGUUUGGCCCCUUCAAAGACAUUAUCCAGGUCGACCAACAUACAUUCGAGAGCAGGUUAAAGGGAUAUGAAGCUCGAACUGCAGAUGAGACAAAGAAAGGCAGCAGCGCCCUGCUCCUUAGAGACACCAUGAGACCUUUCACAGCUGCUUCGUCAAGAGUGAUUGGCGAGGUCCUCUAUUCGCCUGAGUUUUCAUGCACCACUACUGAAGGUGGCCGCGAGUGGCUCAGAGACUGGGCCUUGGUCGAGUUGCAGCCUGCCAGCCACGAAGCUCCGCUAGAUUCUAUCAAGAACAGAAUAUUCAUUGGAUCAAGGCAACAACUCCGGUUUCUUAUCAACAAGGGCGAGCCUGGAUGGAAAGGACUUGCAGAUCCAGUACCCCCAGACAUGGAUGAUGGAUGCUUUAACCUCUCGAAAGAAGUCGUUCCUUACGAAGAACUUUUCAACCCUCCCGGUACUGCUGCCUACAUGGACGAGCCGGCAAUAUGCGUGGCCAAGUUUGGCGCAACAAGUAACUUGACCAUGGGUCUUGGCAACACCCUCAAGUCGGUUGUUCGCACUACUACGGAAACUCCAGAUGGAGAAAGAAAGAACGUAAGCGAAGAAUGGCCAAUCAUUUCAGUUCCCAGAGCAAGGGACCGCAGUGCAACUUUUUGCGAACCUGGCGAUUCCGGUUCAUGCGUCUGGGAUAUGGAUGGGCGCCCUGCUGGUAUCAUAAUGGCAGGAAAUGGUAUAAACCGCAUCAACGAUGUCACAUAUGCAUCGCCAUUAGAGCGCCUGCUUGCGGAUAUCAAAUCCCAUGGCUUUGAUGUCUCUCUUGUCUAA